Messenger RNA from Lodderomyces pseudojiufengensis, 2565 nucleotides. RefSeq names its product phosphatidylethanolamine N-methyltransferase (gene CHO2). Gene Ontology annotation, biological process: phosphatidylcholine biosynthetic process. The coding region runs from base 1 to 2565 and encodes 854 amino acids. The record is from RefSeq and is a predicted model, not a curated record. The transcript has a single exon. Gene Ontology annotation, molecular function: oxidoreductase activity, acting on the CH-CH group of donors; phosphatidylethanolamine N-methyltransferase activity. NCBI's taxonomy places the organism in Eukaryota, Fungi, Ascomycota, Pichiomycetes, Serinales, Debaryomycetaceae.
AUGAGUGAAAAGAACAAUCACAAUGUUUCAUUUAAAGAUGAUUUAACCACAAAAAGAGGCCCUAAAGGUAUAACAUUUUCGGGAGAAACUUUUAUAGUUCCUGAAACUCAUGAUAUGGUUAAAACAUUAUUCGAUCCAACUAUAAAAAAAUCAAAUUUAGAAAUUUUAAUAUUAAUUUGUUUAUUUUCAAAUUUAAUAAUUUUUGCAAUACCACUGAAUCAAUUAAGAAUUGGAAUUUUCAUUGGUUUAUAUAUUUUUUGGAGAUUAUCUUAUAAUUUUGGAAUUGGUUGGUUAUUACAACAACAAUCAAUAAAUAAUAGAUUAGUAUUAUGGGCUAAAAAUUAUAAAUUAUUUGACACACGUAAUAAAUCAUUUUGGGCUAUUUUUUUACAAAAUGAAUUAAAAUCUCAAAGAGGUUCAAAUUAUGAUAUAAAUGAAUUACCUAUAGAAUUUAAUACUUGGUUAAUUUAUAGAAAAUUUGUUGAUUUAAUUUUAAUGAGUGAUUUUAUAACUUUUAUUUGUGUUGUUUAUACAUGUUCAAUUGCUAACGCUAACGAAUUUUCAAAUACUUUAACAGUUUAUUUAAGAGUUUUAACUGGAUUGAGUUUAAUUUUAUUUAAUUUAUGGGUUAAAAUAAAUGCUCAUAAUACUAUAAAAGAUUAUGCUUGGUAUUGGGGAGAUUUCUUUUUUAGACAAAUUAAUAAUGAAGAAUUAAUAUUUGAUGGAGUUUUUGAAAUGGUUCCUCAUCCAAUGUAUUCAGUUGGUUAUAUUGGUUAUUAUGGAUUUGCAUUAAUUGCAAAAUCUUAUAUUGUAUUAGCUAUUGCAAUAUUUGGACAUUUUUUACAAAUGAUUUUUUUACAUUAUAUUGAAAAUCCUCAUAUUGAUAAAAUUUAUGGACCAUCAAAAAAUGAAAUUAAUUUAGUUAAAAUUUUAAAAUUAAAAGAUUUAAAAAAUUUUGAUAAUUUAUCACCAUUAGUUGGAUUAUAUAAUUUUAAUAUAAUGAGAGCAAGUGAUUUUUUAAAUUUAGUUUUGGUGGUGACAUAUGGAAUUAUUAUACCAAUUUUAUCAAAAAAUUCUUAUAAAUCAUUUUUUAUAUUAACUAUUGCAACUAAAUUAUUAGAAAGUAUUAGUAUUAGUUUAUUAUUAAUUUUACAAAGUUAUUCAAAAUUUUUUACAAAAUGGUGUUUAUCAAAUGAUAUACCAGUUGAAAAAUCUUUAAAUAAUUGGGCAAUAUUUUAUAAUACAUUAAUUAAUUUAACUUAUUCAUCAUUAUUUGGUUUAAAUUUUAUAAAUUUUUUACAAGGUUCAAUUGAAAAUUUUUAUAAAGAUUUAUUUUAUCUUAGAUUAUUUUUAGGUUCAUUAUUAAUUAUUACUCAAAUUUGGAUAAAUUCAUCAAUUAUUGAUCUGAUUGGUUAUUUUGGUUGGUUUUAUGGUGAUUUUUUUAUCCCCAAAUCUAAAAGUUUUACAAAUCAUUUAACAAAAGCUGGUGUAUAUCGUUAUUUAAAUAAUCCUGAACAAAUAUUUGGAGUUUGUGGAGUUAUGGGAGUUUUUAUAAUUUUCCCAAAUUAUGAAAAUUUAAUAUUAUGUUUAUUAUGGGUUUUAAAUAAUUUUACUCGUAUAAAUUUUAUUGAAAAAUGGCAUAUGAUUAGAGUUUAUGGAGAAAAUGAAGUUAAUCAAGAUUCAGGAGUUACAAAAACUUUUAAAAAACAUUUAAUUCCAGAUGUUAUUCAAAGAAGAAUAAGUAAUGAUGAACCAACGUCAUUAUCAAAUAGAAGAAAAAGUUUUGGAGGACAAAAUCUUGCAGAUUCAUUUGAUAAUUUUAUUAGAGAUUUAAAAAAUUCUAAAACAAAAUUAUCACAACAAAAAUUAAUUGAAUUAUCUCAAAAUUUAUCAUUUGCAAAUUCUGAAUAUAAAUUAAUUCUUGAAGGAUUAGAACAAGAUGAUUUAAAAAAAUCAAAAUAUACAUUUAUUGGAAAUCCAAUUAUUGUAAAAUGGCAAUCACCUUCUUCAACUCAUUCUUCAAAAGAUUGGAUUGGAUUAUAUAAAAUUUCACAAACUUCAUAUUCAAGAAAUAAAACUAUAUUAUCAUCUGCUGGUAGAUGGACAAAUUGUAAAGAUUCAAAUGGUUCAUUUAUAUUUGAAAAAGAAAAAUUAUUUUGGGAAGAAGGAGUUUAUGAAUUUAGAUAUCAUUUAGAUAGUAAACAUGAUGUUGCUUAUAUAUCAGAACCUUUUGAAAUUAAAAGUAAUAAGUUGGUAGUUCCAAUAACAGAUUCAGAAACAGAAGAAUUUGCAAAUCAAUUAAAAUUAAAUAUAUUUGAUAAAUUAUUAGAUAUUGAUUCAAUUACAACUUCAAUUCAAUCUAUAGCAACACAAUCAGAAAAUGUUUUAAAAGUUUAUAAUUUAUUAAGUUCUUUAAUUUUUCAAUCUACAGGUAUUUCAAUAAAUUCAAAAAUUUUUAUAAAUAAUGAUAAAAUUACAAUAAAUGAUGUUUCAAAAAAAUUAAUUGAUAUAAAUAAAGUACUUAAUGAAUUAUCAUAUGAUUUUACUGUUAAAAAAAAUGAAUAA